This is a messenger RNA of Paramecium pentaurelia, 4033 nucleotides long. The record is from the annotation of a GenBank genome assembly. NCBI's taxonomy places the organism in Eukaryota, Ciliophora, Oligohymenophorea, Peniculida, Parameciidae.
UAUGGAAUCAGAAGGUCUAAUCUCAUAAUAAGAGAAAAGACUCAUCAAGUAGAAAUUAACCAUAAAAGAACCAACUCUAAUGCUUCUUUUAUCAAAAUAAAAGGAAGACAUCAAAAUCAAAUCAGAAUUACUCUCAUACUUGUCUUCAUUUCAAAUUACUCGUUCCAAAUCACAUACUCAAGAUUUUAGUCCAUCAAAAAAAUAAGGAUAACAAUUAUAAGUACUAUAAAUUUAUUCAUAUUUCACAUAGUCUUAAACAAUCUAACUUAUGGAUCAACUAAUUAUCUAAUUAAAAGGUAUGUAAUAAUAUGCCAAUAAACAUGUAAAAUUUAUAUUAUUUAUUAUUGCAAUAGACUACCUUAGAAUUUAAGUCUAAAAUUGAACAACUAAGAAACAUACUCAAUUCAUUAGAUUAAGAUGAAGACAUUGAUUAUUCCUUUAUAGAAUUACUUUAAUCAAAUUAUUAAUAAAUAAAGGUAAUAUUGUCGUUACACUUAGCAAAGGUAUUCUCGUUACAUGAAUUCACUCCUUGAAUUGAUGGAUGAGAAAGUUGAACCUAAGGAUAUCUAGGCAUUUCUAAACACCUUUCUAAAUUAACUUAUUGGAUGCCAAUCCUAUAGUUUUAUACUUCUCAAAGAUUAAAAGGUUCAAAUACAUUAGGAUGAUAAAUUUGAAGAAUUCCAUAUCACUAAAGAUGUCCUUGAUGAAUUAGUUAAUUUACAAUCAAUAACUGAAGUUCAAUCUUUGAAUACUAUCAAAUAAUACUACACAAAUCCUCAUAAUUAUAUACUAAAACUCACAGAUUUCUAAUAUUUUAUUAUGCAAUUAGAUCCAAAUUUUAUAUCAUUUGUUAUGUUAUCUAAGAAAUAUAAUUACAUGGAUUCCUUAAUAGAUUUAGCUCAAUUUGUAAUAUAUACUUCAUAACAAAUCAAAGUCUAAUAUUUUAGUAUUUUGUCUAUUGGAGACACAAUAUUGGAGUUUGGUCUAGAAAUAGUAAGAUGCUCAAAGUAUCUACUAAUUGAUAAUAUUCUUUAAACAAUUAAUAAACAAUAUUAGAUUUAAGAGAUAUUUGAGAAUUAACAUAAUGUUAUUACUCUCAAAUUUAAGGACUCUUCUUCUCAAUAUCUUUAUGCCACCAAUUUAGAUCUAAAAAAAUAGUAAGACUUAUUGAUAUACAAUACUGUCAAUCAAUUAUAUUAACGAUACUAAUAGUUUAUUAAAUAGUGUUAUGAAAGAAUGCAAUUCUAUAAGUACUUUUUAAGAUCUAAAAACUUAUUUAUGAUUGAUUUUGAUAAACAGGGUCGUUUACGUUUUUUAAGUAGGGCUUUGUCACAAAAGAUUAAAAUAUAAUUUCAUAUUGAAAAAAUCUAAAUUGAUACAACAUAUAAGUAGAUCUUCAUAUAGAAUCAAUAAAUGCUUCAAAAUAUUGAAAAUUAUAUUAGUAAUUCAAAAUGGAAAUUAAAUUAGUAGGAGGAAGACUAAAAUAAACAAUAUGAAAUAUUCAUUAGGAAAGAAGAGAAGUAAUUCAAAGGAUUUACUUUAAUCCUUUCAGAAAAUGAAUGGGUUAGAAAAAAGACUCAACCUCCUACUAAUGGAAAGACCAUUAGACAAUAAUUGUUAUAGACAGAAACUAUGGAUUAUAUUAAGAAAUUAGAAGAAUUUAAUCCUGAUAUAAGAAAUUCUGUAGUUGCAAUGUACAUGCCUUAAAUAUAGGAAUUUAAUUAAAAUGCUUAACAAACUUAGAAGACUCCAACUUUAGUUUUUAGAAAAAUUGAUAAGGAAUAAGUUGUUGGAAAGAAUAGUUUCUUUUUUAAACAAAGAGAGGAGGAGAGAAGGUUUAUGAAAACAAAUCCAAAUAAAUUUAAUGAGUCUCACUUAAUACUUAAAGAAGAAGAUAAUGAAUUAGAUUUUUUGGAUUUUAAUAUUCAUUUAGUAAUAUUUUAUAAAUAGUAUUAGAUUAAAUCUACUAUAGAGAAAUAAAGAAUAGUAUGGUCAAUUUUGGAGAGAAAUAAUUUUAAUUAAAUGUUUGCAUUACCAUAAGAUAAAUUGAUUAAUUUUUUAAUUGAAAUGGAAACUCAAUAUAAUAUGAAUAAUAAUCCUUAUCAUAAUUUUGAUCAUGGAGUUGCAGUAAUGCAAGCUGUAAAUUGUUUUAUUAAAUCAUUGAGUAAACAAUUAGAUUAAUAAUUUUUUAAUAAUAUUACUAAGUUUUGUUUAUUGUUAUCAGCCUUAUGUCAUGAUGUUGCUCAUACAGGUAAGACUAAUGCAUAUGAAGCUAAUUCAUUGAGUCAAUUGGCAAUUCGUUACCAUGACAAAGUGGUAUUUUUUAUUGUGUUAACUCUUUUAUUAGAUAUUGGAAUAACAUCAUGCAGCAACAACCAUUAAAAUCUUAAGAGAUAGUUAAACAAAUAUACUUUGUAAUUUUUCUGAUUAAGAUUUCAGAACUUUUAGAAAAUAAUUAAUUUCAAAUAUUUUAUCAACUGAUAUGUAGGAUCAUUUCAAAAUGCUAAAGGAAUUCGAAUCUAGAAUAGAAUAAUAUGGUAAUGAUUCUGAAGAUUUAUCUUUAUUGUGUGGAAUGAUUACUCAUACUGCUGAUUUUAAUGGUACUGCAAGGAAAUGGCCAUAAAGUAGAUUAUGGAGUGAUAAAAUCAAUUAGGAAUAUCGUGCCUAGUAUGCAGAAGAAGGGAAGAAAGGUUAUCCUUAAUAACCAUUUAUGAAGGAUUUGGAUAAGGUAAAAUAGAGUAUAUAAUAUCAAAGUUGCAUGUGAUGUCUAAAAAUGAAAUUGGAUUCAUUAAGGUUAUAGUAAGGCCAUUGUAUCAUUAAAUGAAUUUGUUUGGUAAAGGAGCAUUUUAAAUUUGUGUGGAUAAUUUAGAUGAAACUAUUUUUGAAUGGGAGAAGGUGUAUUAGUAAGAGUUAAAGGCAUUAUAAUAAUAAAGUAAUUAAUGAUUACUUAUUAUAUUUUUGCUAUAUUAAUAUAUAUUAUACAUUUACAAUAUGAAUAUAGGCAAGCCAGAUCUUAAAUGGUAUAUUCAAUAGAAGGCAGCCUAAAAUGUUAAAGAGAGACUUUUUGGAUAUCCUAGUCAUUAAAAUGAAUUACCUGUCUAAAAUCAAAUCAAGUAUAAUAUACCAAUAGAAUUUAUAGGAUACAUCAAUAAUCAAGAUUAGAAAGAUGUCAUUAAGAUACUCAAAUUCACUCAUCUCAAAGUAUUCAUUCUAUUUAAGUAUUUUAGUGGUUAGUGAAAAACAAUAGUUUUGCUUUAGGUUAUAAUAAGAUUAAUAAUUAAAAAACGAUAAGGACACUUAUCUUUAUUUGAUUUAAAUGAUUCGAAAUUAUUUUAUAAGAAAUUUGCUAAUGAUUAAGCUAUGGUAGGCAUAUUAAAUUAAGAAUACUUAAAUAAAAUAUUUGGAAUUGGAAGUAAUGGUGGGAUUUACACAAUUGAAAAAGGAUAAGGAGGAUUAGAAUAGUGACCAGUAUUGGAAACUAAAAUAUCUUAAAUUACAGAGGGAACCUUUUCACCUAAUCAUUAUAAAAUUGCUUUUUCAAGUUAAGAUAAAUCAAUUUAUUUAUAUGAUGUCUAAUCAGAAUAGAAGGAAACUCUUAUUGGACAUGGUAAGGAAGUUUAUACUGUUUAAUGGAAUCCAGAGAAUAGUUUAAUACUUAGUGGAUCUGAUGAUGAAACAAUUCCUUUAUGGGAUGCUUCUAGUAGAGAUGAAAUACUUAAUUUAAAAAGACAUAAUUUAUGAGUUAAAAAGGUUAGAUGGAAUAGAAAUGGAACAUAUUUUGCUACAACAGGUAAGGAUAAACAAACUUUAUUGUUUGAUCUUAGAAAAUUAGAUACAGAAAUAUUAAAAUUACAUCAGAAUUAGAUUGACACUAUAUUUUGGCAUCCAAAAUAUUAGAAUAUAUUUCUUAUUGGUGAUGCCAAUGGUUCUAUAUCAUGUUAUAAUAUUAAUGCUCCAACAGAAUCUAUGUAUAUAUAACAUGUAUCUGAAACUAUUGUAACAGAUUUGGCAUUGGAUUAAAGUGGUUUAAUGA